This is a messenger RNA of Nannizzia gypsea CBS 118893, 879 nucleotides long. RefSeq lists its product as hypothetical. The coding region runs from base 1 to 879 and encodes 292 amino acids. NCBI's taxonomy places the organism in Eukaryota, Fungi, Ascomycota, Eurotiomycetes, Onygenales, Arthrodermataceae. The transcript is spliced from 2 exons. The record is from RefSeq and is a predicted model, not a curated record.
AUGUCUUUGGAAAGCACCAAGCCUAAGGAUAGUAGACUAGCCAGUCUGGACCAGGAGGUGAAUGCCCUUGUUCACACAUAUCAGGCCAUCAAGACACCCAGAACAGUCAUCCACCUAUCAAAGACUCCUGGCUACUGGGAGCUUUUUAACCAUGUGUUUGAAUACCACAUUGGCCUUAUCAAAACGCGCUCCCAGGACUUCGAGGAUGGCCAAAUCACAGUAUACGACAAGGCAUUGCUGAUACUUACCGACAACGGGAACAGCCUAUCUCACUUCGGAGCCAUGGAACUGUUCAAGGACGAGAUAUUGGGUAUAAGGAAUGACAACGAUAUGGGGAAACUGGACGCGUUGUUUAGCAAGAACAUUGCUUUACGCGCCAUUCUUGGCCAUGUUACUGGAUGGAGGAAGGAGACAGUCCUUGAGAAUAUUCAGGACGAUGCGACGACGCCGGUUUUCGAGAGCAAGCAGUCUAGCUCACAGAAGUAUCCAAUUUCCCACGCCAUGACGUCUUUGAAUGCUAUAACCAGGAAGAUAGAGCUCGCUGAGAAGUGGACAUAUUUGGCAACGGCUCAGUCAGAGAACCUCUAUAGGAAGAACCCAGCAAAAGUGCGUGACAGCGCGGAGGUUCUGCUUCGUCACUACCGUGAUUAUGACCCAACGAACCACAUGGUCCCCGAAGUGAAGAAAGCCUUGAGAAUGGCUGAAGCCGAGAUCGCGGAUGCGAACAGAGGGAAAAAGCGAUCAUUUGAUGUGUCAGACAAGGGGUCUGUAGACCACCGCAGCAGUCGGUCUUCAACUCCUGUAGCUACAGCGCCCGUUUCACGCACACGCCGACGUCGACGGGGAAUCCGUGAGCGAGCCGACUGCUACCGGCCAUAG